Molecule: messenger RNA, 519 nt
Organism: Rotaria socialis
Lineage: Eukaryota; Metazoa; Rotifera; Eurotatoria; Philodinida; Philodinidae
Source: the annotation of a GenBank genome assembly
AUGUCUUUUCUCUUCGCAACACUUCGAUUGAUUAAUACAAACUUUUUGUUAUCAUCAUCGAAACGAUUAUUUCAUUUGACGCAGCCGGUUGGAUUAAAAAAAAUUUCGGAAAAAAUCGAAGGCAAUGUGAUAACAUACGAAGGAGAAUAUAUUGAUGAUAAUGAAAAAAAUGUUUUGAAAUUAUCUGGACCAGAAGAGGUUUGCAUUUGGUGCAAACUCGAUCGUCGAUCUAUUCAUAUUCAGCAUACAGAUGUUCUUGUACUUCGUCAAUAUCUUCGGAAAGAUGGCACGAUCAUUCCUCCGGAAAUAUCUGGUUUGUGUCCAAAACAAAAUGAAAAAUUGCAUUCAUUGAUACGGCAGGCUCGAAUGACUGGUUUGAUAUCGUAUCCAACUGUAGCUGUAACUAAACGUGAACCACUACUUGUUGAUCCAACAUUAAGACCUGAAUUUGAACGAAAUAACUCAUACUGGGAAAAAUACGAAGUUCUACAGAAGAGAGGUCAUUAUCUAGGACAAUAA